AUGUCUGCGGCGCUCUACACCUACACGGGAGUCUGGAUCAACUGGUCCGAGGGAGCGAUCCGGGGAGCCACCUUGACUUUGUCGCAGACCAACUCCGGCAUUUUGAGCGCCUUUCUGGCUAUACUUGUUUCCCUCGCAGGCAGUCUGUUCUGGAGUAUUCUGAGCUUUACACUCCAUCAAACUGGGACUACAGCCCCUGAUCGGCGGCGGGAUGCUCUCCACUACCAGCGACAGGUCAUCCUGCGCAACAAAGGGGCAGCUGCCGCGGCCUGGGCUCUGCUAACUCUUCCCUUUGAGACAGGGCGAACAGCGUCAAAGUUCAGGGCUGUCGGCCGAUCGCUACCAUUGGCACUCCUGCCCAUCCUCGUUCUUAUCCUGUUCGGUGUAUCUGGUCUGUUCACAAGUUACAUCACCAAGGCGGCCGGCAAGUCGACGCUCAUCAUCGGUCCAGGCUGUGGGGGCUACUCGUUCAACGCCACGGACGUGACCGUCAGCAACACCAAGGGUCUGCAAGAUACCUACGACGCUGCCACAUACGUCCGCCGCUGCUACCAAGAGGACGCGAAUGAGCUCGAUUGCAGCACCUACAUCCGACCCAGCCUGCCGUUUACCACCAACCCGAAUGCUUCCUGCCCGUACGAACCCGAUCUCUGCGCGGACGGUGGCAACGCGGCCCUCCAGAUGGACACAGGCUUACUCGAUUCGCAUGAGGACUUUGGGAUCAACGCACCCCCGCACAACCGAAUCAAAUACCGACGGGUCACCACCUGUGCCCCGGUCAAGCACGGGUCCGGGCUCGGCAGCGUGCAGAACGACUCAACAUGGGGCCAGAUUGUCUACAUCAAUGCCGGAUAUCAGUAUUAUAUGGGUGAACCGUACCUGAACUACACAUUCUCGUACACCCCGAUCCCAAGCGUGGAUGGCGUUGGCUACACACUGAGCGCUGUCUUCGCCAAAUCCGACCCCAGCGGACUCCUGAACGGCCUCGAGUCAUGGAAGCCGACCGCAGCGAUCAACCAAACCGACGCGGACAUCACCAUGAUGAUGCUGAACCAAAACAACAUCAACUACCUCCAACCCAGCUACGACCCGUGGAUGACCGCGCUCGAACAGCAAAACUACAGCAUCGAGGGGACAAACGUCACCUCGUCGAUGUGGACCAAGAGCUACGAGGUGAAUUUGUUGGUAUGCACCGACCAGUACCAGAUCUGCAACCCCAACCGCCCCGGGCCGGACGGGUGCACCAAGCUCGGCGGGAUUCUGAGCACCUCGCUGUCCACCUUCACCAUCGACCCGACCAAAUUCCUCGGAUUCAACGUGUACCAGAUCGCGACGAUCGGCCGGUUUGUGUCGGGCAACAACGACCGGAGCAUGUACUCCAACGUGAACGGCCGCGGCGGCGCAGCGUUAAAUGCCUCCUCAAUCGCCUACAGCAACAUCCAAUUCUACAUCCCGCCCACCCAAUGGCAAACCGAAGUAACAACCUGGUUCGCUACCUCGCUGGCCAAGGAACAAGCCUGGGCGGUGGAGUGGGCCACCGCGCCGAAGAACUUCCCGGCGACCUCGCUGCUCGACCAGUCAUCGGUGGGGUGGAACGUGACGGCGCCGCUGAGCAGCUACGCGCGCGUGCAGUGCACCAACCAGCUCGUGCACAACGCCGCGGGGUACGCCAACUUCUCUGUGCUGGGGCUCGCGUUGACAGUGGGCGUGUGCGGGCUGAUUAUCAUCGUUGGGCUGAGUGUGGAUUCUGUGGUGGGCUGGCUGCGCGGGAACGGACGGUGGAGGUAUAUGCGGGAGCAGUGGGCGGUGGAGGAGACGUUGAGUCUGCAUCGCGCGGCGUAUAUGGGGCUGGGGAUGUGGAGGGGCGAUGAUCCCGAGGGGAUGGUGCCGAGUUCGGUGGGGUUGGAGUUGGGGAAGGGGGUGCCGGGGCACAUGGCCGGGGGAAAUGAGGGUGAGGAUGUGGGGAUGAGGAUGAAGGAUGGGUAUGCGGUUGUUGGGCAUGAGGUGAGUUAG
This is a messenger RNA of Aspergillus japonicus CBS 114.51, 2013 nucleotides long. RefSeq lists its product as uncharacterized. The record is from RefSeq and is a predicted model, not a curated record. NCBI's taxonomy places the organism in Eukaryota, Fungi, Ascomycota, Eurotiomycetes, Eurotiales, Aspergillaceae. The transcript has 3 exons. Bases 1 to 2013 code for a protein of 670 amino acids.